Molecule: messenger RNA, 1050 nt
Organism: Diplodia corticola
Lineage: Eukaryota; Fungi; Ascomycota; Dothideomycetes; Botryosphaeriales; Botryosphaeriaceae
Product: glycosyltransferase family 39 protein
Exons: 4
Coding region: 1-1050 (349 amino acids)
Biological process (GO): transmembrane transport
Cellular component (GO): endoplasmic reticulum membrane; Golgi membrane
Molecular function (GO): UDP-N-acetylglucosamine transmembrane transporter activity
Source: RefSeq, a predicted model, not a curated record
AUGAUACCUCUCGCACCAGUGGGCAUCACGGGCCUUAUUUUCGGUGGCUGCUGCUCCAAUGUGUAUGCGCUUGAGGCUAUCGUCAAACGGGAGCCGGACAGUGGCCUCCUGAUCACACUUGGGCAAUUCGUUCUUGUAUGCCUUGCAGCGUUUCCGUCGCAAUUCGACCCCAGCCGGCCCUUUUUUCUGAAGAGGAGCCCGGUGCCGUUCCGAAAAUGGUUCAUGAGCGCAUUCAUGUUCUUUGCUGUCAAUAUGCUGAACAAUUGGGCGUUCGCCUUCCGCAUUUCCGUGCCGGUGCACAUUAUCCUGCGCAGCUUUGGCAGCGUGACGACCAUGGGUGCCGGAUGGCUUCGUGGCAAGCGCUAUUCUACCCUGCAAGUUUUCUCGGUGGCGAUGCUCACAGUUGGCGUGAUCAUCUCCGCGUGGGCUGAUGCUACCAGCAAGGGAAAACCCAUGAGCACGUCCGGGAUCAACUUCACGGACGCAUCUUUUGAGGCAGGGCUCGUCAUCCUUCUCGUGGCGCAGCUGCUGUCUGCGUACAUGGGCGUUUAUGUGCAGGAGAUCUACGAAGAGCAUGGCAAGCAUUGGGAUGAGAACCUUUUCUACUCCCACCUGCUCAGCAUCCCCAUGUUCCUCCCGCUCCAAGGCACUCUGAUGUCGCAAUACACCCGGCUUGCCUCGUCGCCGCCGCUCUACCUUCCUUCGUCGGUCUCGUCCUCGUUGCCGCUCCCGGCGGCAAAGAUGCUGGCAUCGGUUCCCGAAUCCGUCUUCAUGCUGCUGCUUAACUCAAUGACGCAGCUUCUCUGUAUCACCGGGGUGAACCUGCUCAGCGCAAAGUCCUCGGCAGUCACGGUCACCAUUGUGCUCAACAUCCGCAAGCUAGUCAGCUUCCUGGUCAGCAUUUGGCUGUUUGGCAACAAGAUGGGCGGCCAGAUGAUGUUUGGUGCUUUUGUCGUCUUCGGAGCAGGCGGUCUGUAUGGCUGGGAGACGACGGUUGGUAUCAAGAGGAGAAAGGAGGCGGAAAGGCUGAAGGAGCUGAAGGGCAAAUGA